ACACUGUAUAGCUAUGGCGUCCAGGCCAGAGGACAAAACUCCCGCUCACGGAGUACAGUACUCCAUCACCUUCAGCUGUCUGCGACCGGAACACAUACUGGUCGCCUGGCAGCCCAUUCCCCUCACAAUUCUACCCCACGAAGGAUGGAUGAAAGCAAAGUCAACUUGGGAUUGGGAAUGAACCAAG
Messenger RNA from Aspergillus japonicus CBS 114.51, 187 nucleotides. RefSeq lists its product as uncharacterized. The coding region runs from base 14 to 181 and encodes 55 amino acids. The record is from RefSeq and is a predicted model, not a curated record. Lineage: Eukaryota; Fungi; Ascomycota; Eurotiomycetes; Eurotiales; Aspergillaceae. The transcript has a single exon.